This is a messenger RNA of Clarias gariepinus (North African catfish), 7311 nucleotides long. It is a transcript of the gene cep170ba, whose product is annotated as centrosomal protein 170Ba. The transcript is spliced from 19 exons. The record is from RefSeq and is a predicted model, not a curated record. The coding region runs from base 250 to 4890 and encodes 1546 amino acids. Lineage: Eukaryota; Metazoa; Chordata; Actinopteri; Siluriformes; Clariidae. Gene Ontology annotation, molecular function: protein binding.
UGUGUGUCAGAGUUUGAUCCACCUGGAUGACGACGUCUUUUGAACUGAACGCUGAUUUCAUGACUUUAGUAAAACUUUUAGCUGAGUGAGAGUGUAUAAUGGGACUUGGGUGCUGAAGUUGUUGUGGUUUGGGAAUGUCAGAGACGCGCUCCCUCAUUUCCUGUUGCUGAACGCUCGGUUCAAGCUUCUAACUCCGCCCUGAAAGUUCAUUUUGGGAUGCUAAAUACUAUUUGAUAAACACGUGUGAAGAUGAGUGUGACCUCGUGGUUCCUGGUGAGCAGUUCAGGCACACGCCACCGUCUGCCACGUGAAAUGAUCUUUGUUGGUCGAGAGGACUGCGAGCUGAUGCUUCAGUCUCGUAGUGUGGAUAAACAGCAUGCCGUCAUCAACUAUGACCCGGCCACAGACGAGCACCUUGUUAAAGACCUGGGCAGUCUUAACGGGACAUUUGUGAAUGACCUUCGCAUCCCUGACCAGACCUACAUCACCCUGAAGCUCUCUGAUGUCAUUCGAUUUGGAUAUGAUUGUCAUGUUUACAUCAUGGAGCGGAGUCAGCACAAAGUCCCAGAGGAGGCUCUUAAGCAUGAGAAGUACACGAGUCAGCUGCAGGUGGGCGUAAAUCCUCUGGAGCUCGGGAAGACCGAUCAGGUGGACGAGAAGACCAGCGCCGCAGACGUGCCACACUCAAAACACGAAAAGAGCGAGCGCAAAUCUAUUACAGAGCCGCCAGCCUUCAAGCCCACUCCUUUGUACGGUCAGCCAUCCUGGUGGGGUGAUGUUGAUGAUGAGCACAAGCCUGAGCCUGAUGAUUCGAGCAGCAACCACACUAGUGCAGACAAACAGAAGGAAGACUCCAGGCAAGAGGUUAAUGGACCCUCCCCUGAACAUCAAGAGAAGACCGUUUCCUCCAGUCGAAGAGAUGCAAGUUACUUUGAAAUUACUGCCAAGGAACUGCAGUCAAAGUCCAAAACCACAGAGCAAGAGGUCCAGGAGAUCCCAACAAAAGACACUGCCAACAAAGCGCCACCUACACCCCCUGUGGUGCAGAGCCAUGCGUCCUUUACCAUAGAGUUUGACGACUGCACUCCAGGGAAGAUUAAAAUCAAAGACCAUGUUACAAAAUUCUCCUUCCGCCAACGCAAGAACCCCAGCAAGGAGUCGUUUGUCACUCCGACAGAGGUGAUGUCAUCUGAGAGCAAGGUGGCUGAUUGGCUGGUGCAGACCGACACGAGCAUGAUGGGUAGAAAUUCCAGGUCAGAUGAUCUGUACUCCGCCAAGAGUGACAUUUCCGUAAGCAGAAAUACUCUGCAAGAUGGACAGCAUCAUGAGGAUGAAACACAAAGCGACCCUGAGGAUCCUGCUUCAAAUCCUCAGGACCUCUCAAGAGAGUUGAUCUCCCAACAACUUUAUACACCUCCAGAGAAAGAGGAACCUCCCAUGACCUCCACACCACGUUAUCAGACUCAGCCAAAAAAGGACCCCCAGCAAGCUUUUGUCAUUAAUUUCCUUGAUGAUGAUGCACACAGGAGUCGUUCUCAGUCCUCUACCAGUAACGUGUCCCCAGCAGAAUCUCAUGUGGCCCUAAAAAGAAGAACAGAAAAGACAAAAGCACAAGUGCAAUCUAGAGAUGGUCUAACCUCCUCAUUUGUACAGAGCACACCUACUCAGAGGUUUACUGUUCCUCUCAAAGGUUCCGACAAUUCUCAGAGACCUGGAAUGCUGAGAAGAGAAAAGAGCGAUCUCACUAGUACUUCCAACUUUUCUUCUCGCUCAGCUUCCUCAAAACCAUUUGGAAGCGUGGGUCGCAAAUCCAGACUGGCACUGGAUUUCAUGAGCGAGUUUCUCACGGGGUCAAAACACAGUUCCAAGUCAGAGAAGUCUUCAUCCUCUACACACUCCAAAUCUUCAGGCAUGGUCUUGGUGGUAGCAGAUCAUUCUGCUCAGUCCUAUUCUUCAGUCAUGGAUCAGACUCGUGUCUUAUCACCUUCCCAACAGCUAGAAACAUCCAGACCUCUGCAUACAUCCAUGUCUACCAGUCACACAGAAGAACGCACCCCUAAAGGAUCCAGGCAAGAGGAAGACGACACCUUGAGCGAUGCUGGUACCUACACCAUUGAGACAGAUGGACCUGAUAAAGAGGUGGAGGAGGCACGUAACCUGAUUGAUCAGGUGUUUGGUGUUCUUGAGUGCCCUGAGCAAAGCAGUCAGCCUUCAGCACCAUCAGUGUGUAGGUCUGUAGAGGGUGACAGAGAGGCUCAGGAUAGCCUUCCACUUAGUAAGAAUAGUUCUGACCCAACAUUGGGCCAUAAUCCAGGCUGUAGUGACCCAGCCACGGGUCCAGCAGAGGAAUGGUCGAAGGUCAUGACUGUAGGUGACAAAAAAUGGGUUUCACGUUGGACUAGUUUGGCUGACACCUACUCAGACUCCGGUCCAGUUUCAGGACAAAUCAACAUUUCUCCACAGAUGGAUGGUUCAGGAGUUGGACAAAUUAUGGCUCAGUCUAUGCAGAACCAAACCAAAGAGAGCCCAGGCGCAGAAGAUGGCCAGACCUUUAGAGCAAGACGAAUUCUACCUCAGUUGCCCACAGGAGGCGAGGAGCAAGUGCCACCACCCAGUAUUCAUGUACAGUCAGAAUCUUACCUGACAUAUGAUGAUGUGGAGAAAAACAUACAAAAAGAUCCUCAGAAACUAUACGUCACUGGUGAAUUAGAUCCAGACAGUCUAAGCGAUGCUAGCAAGUCAGAUGAUGGUUCCAUCGUAAUGCAGGGUAGAAAAGAUACCAGUGGAAAACCAGAACAGACAACAUUUAAGCAAGGUGUAACAGCAGACCAAAUGGGAAAGGAUCAAGAUUGUACCACAAAGUUCUCUACAGCAACCAUAACUAGACAUCAUGGCAGCCGCAGGUCUGGUGAUUCCAGUGUUUCUCCACCUGACAAGGAUGCUUCUGCAUCCGUGGAAAAUGCGGUGUCACUCAUUAGACAAGAGAGCUUUACCAAACAUCGUUCCAGUGACGACAUUCACUUCAUGAGAUUGCCCCAUAUCUCAAGUCUGGAAUCUGGCAAUUAUGCAAACGUCUUCAAGGGUGUAAGCAACCAAGACACUCAGUCUUACCUUAAAGAGACCGAGAAUGUACUUUCUGUUUUAGAGGCUAAAGUCCAAAUGCGGAAGAGCCCCCGUACCUCCUGCCCUGUGGAGGACUCACUUUCCGGGGAAUCAGAUGUUGACACGUCCAGUACGGUCAGUCAGCGUAGUAGUAAAACUUCUGCCACUUCUGCCCCUAAAAUGAUCCUCAGUAAGCUCCUGAAAGGGAAAAAACCUGUUAGUCAGCAUGCCCAAGAGCAGAACUCAUUCCAGUCACAUGGAGAUCCUCAGUCUCAGAAUUCCAAGGUUAGCUCGACAGAUUACUUAAAGGAAUCCGGUAAGACCUCCCAGUGGUCUGAUGCUGUUUCUGACCAGGAAUCCAGCUCCCAACCUGUUCAUAGGAAGUAUACUAUCCCUCUUCAAAGUGAAAGCUCCAGAAGACCCUCCAAAGGAGCAGCGAUGCAAGCACUAGCUCGCUCCGGCAGCCUGUCUGCACCAAAGCCUACAAGGACGUCCAUGCUACGCCGUGCUCGCCUAGGCGAUGCAUCCGAUAACGAUGGUACAGAGACUGACCGCGCUUCCCAGAACUCUGAUGCCAAUUCUUCUUCCGCCAGAACAAACGAGAGUAAAAAGCUUUCUAGGUUGGACAUAUUGGCCAUGCCGAGAAGGAGAACCAGCUCUUUCACCACUCCCAGUGACACAGAGUCUUCGACUGGUAGGACUGGCUUUUCCAACCGCUCAGAAGCAAUGUCUGGUUCGUCAACACGUAAGGCUUCAGUACCUGACAUCAAGACUGGUACGCAGAAGGGCUCUGGGGCACCGGUCAGGCAGCCAAUCAUCCGUGGCCGAUCCAGCAGCGCCAAAUAUGCCAGCAGUACAGCUAGCUCCCGGCGACGCCAGAAGGGCUCAGACUACGCCUCCACAUCCGAGGAAGAGUAUGAACCUAACUAUAGCAUUCCUAAACAUAAACGCUCCCACCAUUCAGGAUCCGUGCACAGCUCUAGAACCCAGACUCCUGAUCAGCUUCGGGUUCCAGCCAGAAGCAGAGACUCUGAAGGGGAAGGACAUGAGAGCGACAAUUUCCAGAACUGGACAAACCACAGUGCAGAGAUCGCAAGGCUGAGUCAGGACCUGGCUAAAGACUUGGCAAUCCUGGCCCAGGAAAUUCAUAAUGUUGCUGGUGAUGGUGAAACUCAGAAUUCUGCCUCUGCCGAGGCUGUGGAAGCGGUAUCUGCUGUAUCCGCACGCAAAGAGCAACAGAAUCCUGAGACCAGUGUAAACUAUCCUAAGGUUCUACAAGGUGCAGCUACGUCCAGGAAUCCUGACCAAUCUGUUAGUGAUCAAGUUCUCAAACACCAGAGCUAUAAACAGGAACAGGUUGCUCUGGAUAAUUCGAUGCUGAAUCCGGUCUCCCAACUUUCCAUGGCUAUACGAGAAAACACUGAGCAACUUACUGAGAAGAUCAAGCUUUUGUUCCAUAAUAAGACAGAGGAGUGGGAGGAAAUAGAGACAAUGCUGGAUGCUGCUGAUGAUUCUCCGCCUCUGGAAAGUCCAAACAAGGAAAUAAUGUCUAUUAUUCGGGAUCUUAGGGGAAUCCAGAAGCGGUUAGAAGUCAUCAACACAGUUAUUGAACCCAGUGGAAAUGUAAAUCUGGUCAAGUCUUCGCCUGUAUUAGGCCACUCUUCAGCAGGUCGAAGUAGCUUUAGAGCUUCUUCCAGAGAUUGGAGAGCCGGCGCUUCUCAGCGGACUUCAGGAUCCACGGGCAGCACGCAGCGCUUUGGUAGGGGGACUGACGGUAGGGUUCUGUAAAAUGGGAGUAAGGAGGUCCUUCGAAAUUCCUGCUUUUUUUGUAUACUAUGUCUAUUAAAGCUGCUCGUUUGUACACUAGUGACCAACGAUAUAUAAAUCUGUUCUGGACUGUGCCUUAAAUCUGGGAUUCGGUAUUAAUGUGCACAUUUGCACUUGUGCAUGAGAGUGUGAGUGAAAGAGCACCUCUUACACGGCAAUACAAGACCGUACGGUACAGGCACUUAUGUUAAUACCAUACUUGUACUGUAAAGUAUUUAUAAGGACACUGCGUUUCAGUUUAAUCAUUUUGUUUUUUCCGCAGUGAUUGAUACGAGGUGAUGAAAUAAUGAAAAAAAAAAAGCAUUCAAUGUUUUUUGGGUAUUCUAUAUGAUGGGAUCAUUAAAGAAUGUAUUGCAUCGGUGUCCUUUGGUUUUCUUUAUUACAUUGUCAAAAAUAGUGAGUUGUGCACUUUGAUAUUUUUUUGUUGUUGUUGAACACUUAAAAAGCCAGUUUAAAGACACUACACCAGACCAAUUGAAUUGUAAUUCUGCCCGUCCUUUGGAUCCUAGUCCUUAAAUGUUAAACAGAACAAUAAACAUUCAUUCCUUGUAUAUAAAUUUGAGUUAAAAAGGCUAUAUAUAUUUAAGGCUAUGGCUUGUUAAAGACUGCCGUAACAUUAUGGCCACCCACCUAAUCUUUAGUAGGUUCCCCCUUUUGCCAGCAAAAUAUGAAUGAGCCGUGGGUUCUGACACCUUUAUACGAGAACCGUCAUAAACCUUUUCAGCAACCGGAGCUGCUUUAGCUCUGACAGUAUAUUGGGUCGGACUACGCAAGCCAGCUCCCCAUGCAUCAGUGAGCUUUGGCCACUCAUGACCCCAUCCAUGGCUCACCAGAUUUCCUUAAUUGGACCACAUUUUGUAGGUCCUGACCGCUACAGAUUGGGAACAUCCCACAAGAGCUGCAGUCUUGAAGUUGAUCUGAUCCAGAUGUCCAGCCAUCACAAUUGUUGCCCUUGUCGAAAUUACUCAAGUCCUAACGCUUGGUCAUGUUUUCAACACAUCAACUUGGAGAACAAUUAUGCUGCCUAAUACUGUAUAUCCUGUCCACUUCCAGCUGCUGUAGUUACUGCGACAUGCUGGUUCUCAUAGAAAAGUGUCAGAACGCAGUGGAUUGCUGUUUUGGUGGCAAAAGGGCUCAAUAUCAGACAGGUGGUCAUAAUGUUAUGGCUGUUUGGUGUACGUCUAAUGUGUUCAUUUACAAUAGCAAUAUACCAAUUCCAACUGUGUCUACCGUCCCAUUUCACUUGUCUCUGUAACUAUGUUUGAACAUCAUAAAUUCUUAGUCACUUUCCUUUUACUGAGAAAUGUGAAAUCCCAUUGAGAAAGGGAAAGCGAAACUGCAAAACAAAGCAAGGCAAUAAGGAAACAGUUAUGCUACUGUUAUUUCUAUAAAAUCUUCUGGGAGCAUCGCUGAUAGCAGUUUGAUUGUUAUUGUGACAGACAAAAGUGUACCAGCUCACUGACUGUCUUUAUAAGGUAUGUAACAUGCAGUAUGUAUGGAAUGAUAUGCCUUUGCACUGACCGUGUGCAUCUUGUGUUCUGGUCCUGCUUUUUUUUAUAGUAAGCAGAUUAAAGAUGUUUGAUUUAUUGAAUGUACUGUAUGUAAAAAUGUUAUACACACUGUUGCAUAAGCUGGGUGUUCAUGAGGUGAGAAGAGUUUCAGAGUUUAACCUGAAACAAGCAAAAAUGCACACUGUUAACUGAAACGACCGUUAAUUUGUCUAAAUAUGACAUGUAUCAUUGGUACAAGGAGGAGAAGAAAUGGAUAUUACAAACAAAUGUGCUGCUUAAGAUUACAGCUUUAUUGUCAUGACCACCUGAAACUAUACUCAAUAUAAAACGUGUCUUGGUCAAAAAGCCAAAAUACAGAAAAAAGCAGAUGCUUUAUGAUAACACUACAUUUUCCAUUUUAUGCAGUGUUUUGAUAUUUAAAUAAAUAAAUAAAUUACAGGCCUGUGCUGUAAAAAUGUAAAAUCUUUAAUGUGAUUUAUCAAUAUAUUUUUUCGAAAUUAUUAUUUUGUAUGUAAUGUAAAUUUAUGGAUUUUUUUUUCUGAAUUAAAUUAAAAUUAAAAUCAUUUGUGCUAAAAUUUAUUGUAUUGUCACAGAAUUGUCCCUUUAUUUCUCAUUGUAUGAUAUGCAGUUAUACAGUUAGGCACUUUUAAGGGACUUUUUUUCAAUUAAAUAUAACAAGGAGAGCCCCAUACAGCUAUUUCUCGUGUAGUGUUUGUGUGUGGUCUCUGGAAAGCCCAGAGAAUUUGGCUGAAUUUCCCCAGAGUUUGAACACAAAUUUAAAGACAUCAUGCUGUUUAAGAAAAAAAGUGAUAUAUAUAUAUAUAUAUAUAUAUAUAUAUAUAUAAUAUAAAACAAUCUGUUUAAUCUUUUC